Molecule: messenger RNA, 4074 nt
Organism: Phascolarctos cinereus (koala)
Lineage: Eukaryota; Metazoa; Chordata; Mammalia; Diprotodontia; Phascolarctidae
Source: RefSeq, a predicted model, not a curated record
CACAGCUAGUAAGUGUCUGAGGCUGGAUUUGAACUCAGGAAGAUAGUGUGCACUGUGGCACCACCUGCCUACAAGCUUACCUGGAGAGCAAGAGCAGCUUCACCUGGGGAAGGGAUUUUCCUGGUUUAGAGAUUUAGGCUAGGACCAGUCCUCAGUAUGCCAACUCCUCUACUCCCCUCGAGGCAUGUCUUCUGUUAGCUCUUCUCGUUGCCCCCUCCAGACCUGCUUGGGGAGGUUGAAGAAGAAUAAUGGGAGGAACUGAGUUAGACUUUAGGAGGCACUUUUCAGCCCUUCUCUUGGACCAGUCUUUGCUGUUUACCAUUUUUUCCACCACUUCUGAGCCCCUUUGAGGGCUCCAACCUAGCGCUGCCAACAUUGAUUGAUUUAUGUACCAAUCUCUGUCUACGUGUAAUCAAUCUAAUUAACACAGGCUGACUGAUGAUCAGUGGAGAGUACAUUGGUGAGGGCUCAAGAACUCAUGUUAGAAAUCAGCUCCAACCCUUAAGAAUUCGAGAUCCCAGAAGAGACAAGCAGUUAACCAUCUGAGGAACCAGCUUUCCUGUGGAAGUUGAGGAAGGAGUCCUCAUGAAUUCCUCUAUGGACCAUGUCCAUGAUCCUUUUUGCCUGUGUGGUACGAGUGAGAGAUGGAUUGCCCCUCUCUGCCUCCACAGAUUUUCACCAUAACCAGGACUUUUUGGAAUGCAGAAAGCAGCUAAAAACAUUGUCCUUAAUUUUGACACAGUUUCCGGGUCGGGGGACCGCAGAAGGACAUGACCUCAAUAUACACUUUGACUCUUCUGGAGCCAUAGCCUGCAUGGGGAUCUGCUCCCGCAGUUAUCCUGUGGCCAUGGCCUUCUGCUUUCUAGAGGCUCUUCGCUGGGAGUUCACUGCUUCCUAUGACAAUACCAGCAUAGGCUUGGCUUCCAGACCAUAUGCCUUUCUCAAAUUCGAUAGUGUCAUUCAGAAAGUGAAAUGGCAUUUUAACUAUGCAAGCUCUUCUCAGCUGAAGAACCACUUAGAGAAGAUUCAGGAAGAGCUGCUGCUCCAGCCUCCAUUGGUCCUGAGACUGGAGGACACAGAAGUGAUGAAUGGGCUAAGAAGUAAUCACUCCCCGAUGCAGGCUGAAUAUGCUCCAAAUUACCGGAUGAAGCCAGUGACAGCUCUGGGGAUUCUGUCUCUUAUUCUGAACAUCAUGUGUGCUGCUUUGAACCUUAUUCGAGGAAUUCAUCUAGCGGAGCAUUCCUUUCAGGAUGAUCCUGAGACAAUUGGGAGCAUAAUGGCGUUUCUCAUCCCCUUUGUAGCCUGCAUUUUUCAGUGUUAUCUGUACCUGUUCUACAGUUCCACAAGGCUUCUGAAGGUGGCCGUCAUCCUGUUCUUCAUUUGUCUGUGUAAUAUUUACCUGCAUGGCCUAAGGAACCUCUGGCAAAUACUCUUCCACAUAGGAGUGGCUUUUCUGUCUUCCUAUCAGAUCCUGACGAGACAGCUGCGAGACAAAGUGCUCCAUGGUGGUGUUUGACACCCUGAGGCACUAAGGCUUGGACCGGGCUGCUCUCCUUUCUUCCUCGGUGAGGGGGAAGGGCAGGGGAAUGCACAGUUUUUCCUGUGGAAAGAGGAUUACAGCCACUUGUCUGGUUUGGUCUUUCCCCUUUCAGUUUUGGGUCUCGUGGGUACAUGUCCUAAUAGACUGGACAGAAGAACUGAAGGUCCAGACUUCAUCAUGACAGAUGUAGUGGAAGGGAAGAGGAGAGCUUCUGUGUACCGCAUACAUUCCAGGUGGAUGCAGAGCAGAGGGCAGGCUCUCCCAUUCAGUUUAUCAUCUUAUGACUUACAUUUCUAUAGUGCUUCAAAGUUUACAAAGCCCUUUCCUCCCAGUAGCCUUGUGAGGGGGGUAGAGCAAGGAUCAUUAUCCUGAUUUACAAAUCAUAGGAUUAUAGAUUGAGAUUUGGUGCCAUCAUGUCCAACCCAUUCAUUUUUCAGAUAAGGAAACACAGCUAGAAAGUGUUGAAACCUGGAUAUGAACCCAGGUCUUCAGAUGCCAAGCCUCUCCACUUGAACGGGAACAUGUUUGUAAAAUAUUUUCCAGUAACAAAACUAGAACUACUUUAGAUUGGAAUAAUUGAAUCAAGAACUGAAAAAAUGUUUUUUUUGUUGUGGCUGUGCUAUGCAGUCAUGUGGUAGAGGUAGAGAUACUAUUUUUGGAGAUUAGUUGUUUGCCUCAGAAGAACUACUUGUUUCUUAUUUAUACUUUUUAGUUUCUUAAUUCUCCUCAAUUAGCCAAAAUGUGAUGGCAGACAUUUUAAAGAGGGUCCGUAGAUAGUUUUAAAAGUAGUUACUUUAAAAUAGUCACCGGAAUAAAUUAUGAAAUUGAGCUCUAAUUGCUGUCUAGAAAACACAAGCUAAUUAGAUUUUCUGGAAAUUAGUUUUAAAGUUUCCAGUGCUGAUUAGUAUGACAUAGCCCAAAUUCACUUAUAAUGCUCAUCUGGCAUGAGAAAAAAUAUGAGCUUUCCUAGUGUUUAAGGCUACUGAUUUUAAUUUUUUUUUUUUUAACAUUUUAACCUACCUGGUGGUGGGAAAGUUAAUUAAAGAACUUUUGGGUAAUCAGAUACCUAUUUGCAACUAUUUGUACUAUGUAAUACAAGGCUAUGAUCUAAUCAUUUUUAAAAAUUCACUAAUAUUACAUAUAUUGAGCAUAUUCAGAUGGAUAGAUCUAAAUGAUUGGAAAAGCAUUUAUUAAAUGCUUAUUAAUGUGCCAGGCACUGUGCUAAGCACUAGGGUAUGAUAGUUCAGGAAUUGCUUGCUAGAUAUGGUCUCCAGUUGGCCGGUAACUGGAUUAGAUAAAUUACAUUGACUCAGGAGCACUGUAUAAUGUUGAUUGAGAAGAAAUGCAAUAGAAAAGAAAAAUGAAAAGAGAUGAAUUAAAAUCAGAUGGGUACAGAACAGUUGAUAAAACUUUAUGUGUCCGAAAUCUACCUGUCACAGCAAAUAAAAGUGGUUGGAAUGAAGCUGUUGGUUGUACAGAUGGGGUAGCACCUUCACAGGGCCACUGUUGAAUUUUAAAGGCUUAAUAUCAACAUCCCCUUCCUCUCUCAUUUCCCUUGUCCCCACACCAUCCAACUUGGUCAUAUUAACCAAACUCACAAGAGAUGACUGAAUUAUAAACCAGAAUAUAAAUUUAUUAAUUUACUAUAGAAGCCACUUUGAGUUGGCCAGGUGAUUGAAUGGUUAGUCAGUACCAUCUGUUAUUCCUUUGUGGAAACUCUACUAGGAAAACCAAGUUAAUAAUAGAACUUGGCUUGACUAGUUAGAGUCAGAAGGAAGAGACACUAGAAGGUGUUAAAGGAUAUUGUCCUCAAACUCUAAUGGCUGGAAGCAUUCUCUUUGUAGGGAUCUACUUCAUUGUAGACUGGAUGCUUUUGCUUGUUGAUUAGGAUGUCUUUUCCCCUGCAGAGUUCUGGAUCAGAAUUAAGAGAACUUUUUGGUUUUCCUUUUUCCUAGAUUCUGUGUAGACCUGCCUUUCUCUUGUGACAUCAUUGUCAUGAAUGUUACAAUGAGUUUGACCAGGUCCUAAUUUAUUUUACCUUAUUUUUCCUUCAAAUAGGUAUCUCCUUAAGGUAGUUUUGGGAACCUUGUUAGCCUCAUCAACAAAUACCAUCUCUUUGUAUAAGUUAGUUUAGUGGGUAUCUAAUAACUUUACCAAUUUUAUAUUUAUUCCACUGUUCAAAACAUGUUUUGUCUCAUGGAAAUUUUGUGGCGUUUUAUAUGUAUGUUUUUGAUGCUGAAUUCAAAAACACCAAUGGAAUACUCACUGUUAUCGAGUAAAAUGAAUUUUUAUAGAAAUAUGCAAUAUGAGGGAGUAAUAAAAUAUGGUUUGAUUGAGGGGAAGUGGAAAUGUGUAGGGCAAUUGAGAUAUGUUCUUUUCUACGUUUAGUUAUGCAGCGAAACUGUCAACGUGUCACAGACCUUUCUGUAAGUUGUGUGUUCACUGUCGUUUGAUAAACAUCACUAUUGUUUCUGAUCAUGUUUUUUCAAAUAUUUGUAUUUUGUUUACAUUUUAAAAAUUCCCAUUAUGCCUCA